AUGAAAUUAUAUCCAUCAAUUAUCAAAUUAUUGUCUUGUGGAGAUGACGACAUUCCUUCGAAAGUUUUCAAGAAACAUUUGGUCUACAAGAAGAUCGAUUUGCCAUUGAUUAAUAUGCUUGUCGACGCUUUCUCUGAGUUGUCUCCUGAUGAGAAACAUCAAUUGUUAAUUUUCAUCACUGGAUCUGCAACAAUUUCGCCUUAUUCUACUGAUAAAAUCACUGUUGAAAAGGCGUGGAGUGACAGUGGUGGUUGGAAUGGUUAUUUACCAAGAGCUUCAACUUGUUUCAAAACUUUGUACUUGCCUGAAUACGAUUCUACUGAAAUCAUGAUUGAUAAGCUUAGAAAAGCGAUGUACGAGUGCUUGAUCACUGAUAACUAUAGAUAUUUCGAUGAUUCUAUAUUCGAAAACGACGAAUAA
Molecule: messenger RNA, 420 nt
Organism: Trichomonas vaginalis G3
Lineage: Eukaryota; Parabasalia; Trichomonadida; Trichomonadidae
Product: Hect, E3 ligase catalytic domain family
Exons: 1
Coding region: 1-420 (139 amino acids)
Molecular function (GO): ubiquitin-protein transferase activity
Source: RefSeq, a predicted model, not a curated record